Messenger RNA from Rhagoletis pomonella (apple maggot), 1032 nucleotides. Its product is annotated as mucin-2-like. NCBI's taxonomy places the organism in Eukaryota, Metazoa, Arthropoda, Insecta, Diptera, Tephritidae. The annotation marks the transcript as partial. The transcript has 2 exons. The record is from RefSeq and is a predicted model, not a curated record.
AUGUACCACAAUCAUAACAAUAGCGAACAAUUCACUUCAACGCCCACUAUGCCAGUUGUGACUGAAAGUACAUUCCAAUCGUCAGCUUCGAGUUCAAUCGUGACAUCUCUUUCAACUUUGCAAGCCACCACUUUUGAACAAACCUCCCCUCCUCCUUCCCCGGCUACUUUGCUACCAACAACUUUAACACAAACCCAGUCCCCGACCGCAUCCUCAACCACUGCACAACCAGAUACCGCUCCAACAACUUAUUCUACUUCAGCACCCUCUCAAUCAACAACACCGGCAUCACCUCAACCACCUACUUCAUCUUACACUUUCCCAGCACCACCACCGUUGUCACAGAUCUCAUCUUCUACACCACAGUCGACUAAUUCAGAACCGACUCCGCCUACGGCAAUUUUACAACCAACUACUUUAGCACCAUCUACAUCAGAAGAAAGUCUUCCUUCAACUACGCCAGCACCAUGCCAGGAAACGACUCUUGCCACAAUAGUGCCAACUACUGUAGAUGCAACAAACCCCUCUACAAAUGCUCCAACAUUAGCAUCAACUUUGCAGCCAACAACACCGGAAUCAGCUGGACCUCCUUUUUCUCAAUCCUCCUUGCCGUCAACCCAGUUCUCGUCACCUGUAUCAGAGCCAACAACACUUGGAUCAACGCAACCCCCUACACAGCCCUCGACAUCACUUCCACCUUCGCCACCUAACUCACAAACAACCACUUCACAGGAAACCCUUCCUCCUGCCUUCCCAUCCACUGCACCAUCCACUGUAGAGCCAACCCAACCUCUAAUUUCCCCAUCUACUUCGACGCCACUUCCAACUUCAACGUCCAUCCCGGAAACUAGUUUAGCAGAACUAGUCACCUCUCCUACACUUCCUCCAACUGAGCCCUGUACUUCACAAACAACUGAAUUAGAAUCAAACGAGCCCUCGACUUCGGUUCCAACUUCAGAAACAAGUCCUUCAGAAUCCAUGACGUCCACUAACCUUCCGCCGUUUACGAUGGAAAUAAGCACAUCAGAAUCA